UCUUCACAUUUGCAACAAAUAAUACGUCAGUACAUUUCAGAACGAAAUAACUUUUUUAUCACAGGGUAACACCAAUCUGUCAAACACUGUUUCUCUUCUUUUCUGUCAACCGCUGUUGUUAGACAGGUUAUCUAAAAUGGCCAAACGCACGAAGAAGGUCGGAAUCACUGGCAAAUAUGGCACACGUUACGGUGCCUCCCUCCGUAAAAUGGUCAAAAAAAUGGAAGUCACCCAGCACGCAAAAUACACUUGCUCGUUCUGCGGUAAGGAUGCCAUGAAGCGUUCCUGUGUAGGCAUCUGGUCAUGCAAGCGCUGCAAAAGGACCGUAGCUGGUGGUGCCUGGGUAUUCUCCACCACCGCUGCCUCCUCCUGCAGGUCCGCAGUCAGGAGAUUGCGUGAGGUCAAGUAAACAUCUGACAUUAGCUUAAGAAAAUAAACAAAACACCAAAA
Molecule: messenger RNA, 450 nt
Organism: Helicoverpa armigera (cotton bollworm)
Lineage: Eukaryota; Metazoa; Arthropoda; Insecta; Lepidoptera; Noctuidae
Gene: RpL37A
Product: Ribosomal protein L37A
Exons: 3
Coding region: 137-409 (90 amino acids)
Biological process (GO): translation
Cellular component (GO): ribosome
Molecular function (GO): structural constituent of ribosome
Source: RefSeq, a predicted model, not a curated record